AAAUUUGAUGGCUAAAGAAUUUAACAAUGAAGUUUAUACAUUAGUAGCAUCAAUUCUAUCUAAAUCUAAUGUUGAAGAAGUUUAUAAAUGCUUUAAAAAAUUGAAAACUUUUGAUGAUCAACGAAUUAUAG
This is a messenger RNA of Funneliformis caledonium, 131 nucleotides long. The record is from the annotation of a GenBank genome assembly. Lineage: Eukaryota; Fungi; Glomeromycota; Glomeromycetes; Glomerales; Glomeraceae.